Messenger RNA from Cyprinus carpio (common carp), 2053 nucleotides. RefSeq names its product tyrosine-protein kinase STYK1. The record is from RefSeq and is a predicted model, not a curated record. Gene Ontology annotation, molecular function: transmembrane receptor protein tyrosine kinase activity; ATP binding. Gene Ontology annotation, cellular component: signaling receptor complex. NCBI's taxonomy places the organism in Eukaryota, Metazoa, Chordata, Actinopteri, Cypriniformes, Cyprinidae. Gene Ontology annotation, biological process: cell surface receptor protein tyrosine kinase signaling pathway; positive regulation of kinase activity; protein phosphorylation.
GGCAGUCAGUCACCCUCACGGUCAUUGCUCUCAAAGUCAAAAUUAAACCUUAUGCUCAAACAAGUUGCUUCUAUCAAAAGCAGUCCAAAAGAUUCUUUUCCACCUUUAUUCCGGUAAGGCCAGUUUUGGAAAUGUUAAAGGGACACCCUUAUGGCUUUACAGGCCCAAUGUAACAGCUCCUCUAGCUCUGACCCAAUCUCUUAUGAAGAAGGAUCAGGUCCAUUGGCAGUCAUCAUUAUCCCAAGCUUGCUGGCUCUCAGCACCCUGAUCGUUGUGUCUCAGAUAAUAUGGAGCUUUAUUACCAAAAGAUCAUCAGCUCAGAUUAACACAGGCUCAUCUUCAAAUGUAAAUGAAGGAGAACCUGUACCUUUGGACACAGGCUUUGGGGACAUGCGGCCUGCACAGGAUGCUCUGGAUCCGUGGGAGAUGCCUGCUCAGUGCACUCUGGAGGGGGUGGAGCUGCUUCAGAUGGGACGUUAUGGGCCAAUCUGCAUGGGUCAGCUAAAACAAGACAGCACAUCCACUGCUGUAGUGAUUAAAACUCUUAAAGAAGGGUCUAAUCAACCGGAGGCAACGGAAUUUGUGGAUUUUGUCCUUUUCCACGUAGCAGUGAGCAAACAUGAGAAUAUAGUCAAGAUGUUAUACUGCCAGACACGCCGGAUGCCCAUGUACCUGGUUUUGGAGGCAAGCGUUCCAGGAAACCUCCUGCAUUUUCUCUGGAGUCUUCGAGAGGACAGAUGUGGUGCAAGUGACAACCUCCAGAUGUUUUCAGAGAGGUCUGUUUAUCUUGUAGCUAAACAGGUAGCAGCAGGACUGGACUAUUUACACUCCUACCACAGAAUUAUUCACGGGGAUGUUGCAGCCCGGAACAUGUUGAUUAGUUCAGGGCUCUCUGUGAAAGUCUCUGGAUUGGAUUUGGCUUUUAAGAGCCGACAGUCGAGAACGGUGGACAAAGAACAAGAAGCCAAUGUGCCGGUAAAAUGGAAGGCCCCUGAACGGAUGAUGAGGCUCCCCCUAACAGACAGAAGUGAUGUAUGGUCCUUUGGAAUCUUGCUUUAUGAGAUGAUAACUCUGGGGUCUCCUCCUUAUCCUGACCUGGAUCCACCUGAAGUGCUGCCAAACACUUUAGCCCAUUACCGAAUGAAAAGACCAGAAAACUGUGGAGUCCCAUUGUUUGACUUAAUAAAGUACUGCUGCAUGUGGAACUUCAAGGACCGGCCUGUGUAUUCUGCUAUUAUUCGGCUUCUAGACUCAUACAAAUACUUCGCUGACACAAAACCACUUUGCACUGGACAGAAAAUAGACAUCUGUGAAUACAGGAGGAAAGCAGGACUGCCUCCAUGAGAUCUAUUCAGUCAAAGAAACAUUUAAUUGAUCAUUUCUACAGUGCAUGAAAAUGGGACAAUUGAUUUAGUUCUAUUAAGACUGACAUCAACUAAUAAUAAUAAAGUCUAGCCUUGUCACAACGAGCAGAAUGUCACUAGAGGUCGCCCUAUUUCUCCAAACUGGAGAUUGGAUGCAUAGUGGUCAACUAAAAUUAAUCUCAGUGCUUCCAGCUAAAUUAAUGUUACUAAUUUAUAACUAAAAAUAUAAAAAGCUUUUUGAACCUUUGUCAUUUUACUGGUUUUUUUUUUUUUUUCACUUAAAGUGGUGGCUAAAGCUAUGUUAUUUAUCUAAAGUAUGGUGACCAUAUAGCCUCUUUUUCCCAUGUAUGUCCUGGCAGGUGAUUUCUAAAAUUCCAAAAGAUUCCAGGUUUUGGCUUUAUUUUCCUGCUGGCAUGCUGUGGACAUUUACAGACAUUAUAGACCCAGUCAUUUAAGGAAAUUUAGAAAUCCCAGCCAGGAAAUACACAAGAAAAAGAGGACAUACGGUCACCCUAUCUGGUGUAAUGGCAGAUUUAUUGUUAACAAUAGUGAGGGAGGGGUAUAAAAAUAGAAAUGAUAGGCCUACUCAUGUUCAAGUAUAUCUACUGUAUGCCAAAUUUUUACUCAAAGGUCAAAGUACCUAGUCAAUAAAUGUAUGCUUAAACUGAAAAUAAAAUCAGAAAUUUUAA